AUGCCCCGCCCCUGCGCCCUCGCUUUCCUCGCCGCCCCAUAUCUGGCUGGAUUGUGGCGGCUCGUGGCGGACCGGCCUGGGAUCGCGCUGGAAAGCGCGCUGCGGCUGGGCGAGUUCGCGCUUCACUCGGCGACGGCUGCGCGGCAGGACGUCGGCCGCGUGGGGGUGGAGGACCUUGGCGUGAACGUCUCGGUGGUGGAGUGUUCGUGUACCCCUUGCCCGGCACCCUGGAGGUGCGAAGAAGACGCUGGGCCAGCCUGGGUGCAGGCGUGCGAGCCGGUGAUCGAGCACGUCUCGGAAUCGGAGUGCGAGGAGUUGCCGGUUUUCAACUUCGUGAAGACCAUCGUCGGGGCGACGACCAGCUUCAUCGGUGGACUCCUCGCGGGUGACGCCUGGGGACAUGAGCGCGUGCUGGUGUGGCCGCUCUCGACUUCGGUGUGGAUGAUCUACACCGCCCAGGGGCACUUCUACGUGGAAGACACCUCCCUGUAUGAGAAGGUGGUGGCCCUCAAGGGCUUCGGGGAUCGCCCGCCCAGGCUGGAGUCGGUCGACAUCGUGCAGUUCGACCGGCCAGUCCAGCGACAGGAGUGCCUCGACCUGCUGGCCGCGGCCCAGUUGCAUGCGGGCGCCCUUCGAGGCGCGCUCGGGCUGCCAGACUGGCCGGCACCGACGCAGUGGGUCUCCACCGACGGAACGCUGGAGCCGAUGCCCAGACGGCGGCGCCUCCCAAGGCGCGGAGCGCUGCCUGUGCCUGGGCCAUCCUUGCCGCUGACCGCGGCGGCGCGUGCCCGCUCCGGGCCCCGAGGCGAUCGACGAGGUGAUGUUUUCGCAGGUGCUCUCGAUAGGCUCGAGGGCGACGACCAGCCUCCCGCAGUGACCUGGCGGGUCUCCGAGCCCGGCCUGGCCUUCGGCAACAUCGGCAGCGAGGUGGAGCCGAGGCUGUUAGUCUUCGGCGGGCGGCUUUUCGGCGUGGCCAUCUCGGACACAGGGCUCGAGGCGCCGGUGAUGGCCGUGAGCCCGGAAGUCUCGGAGGAGGACUUCAAGACUCAGCGGCUGGUGCAGUUCUCGCCGCCAACGCCGCGCGGCGCGCCGGAGCCGCCCACCAUCGCGCUCGACGACGACCCUGUCGGCGCUUUCAGGCGGGAGGCAGGUGGCCGCGAGAUCGAAGACGCAGGAGAAGGCAGCCCCCUACUCGAGCGCGUGCUCGGGGAGCGGCCGCCCGGCGCAGCAGCACCGGCGGCCGCUGGCGAGGUCGCGGUGGACGUCCGCGUGCUGGAGGUCGACUGGGACUCGCAGGGGGAGCGGCACAAGGACUGGAAGGAGGUAUGUAGGGAGUCAAGCUCGCACUCCUUCCGCGACUGGCCGCUCGACGGCCCGAGCACCGCCCUCAGCGUGAUGAAGCACAUCGACCGCUUCGGGCCGAUGCCGACCAGUUGGCUGGAGGCAUGGGGGAGGAGAAAGCACGUCGCGCCCUCGGACCGCGCCUACCACGAGCUGCGAGUGUUGGCCGAGAGCUUCGAGCAGUUCGGCUGCUACGACCAGCUGAACAUGCCCUGCCUAGCAGGGAUCGAGGUGCUGAUGAGGCGUUUCCAGACACUCCUGGAGGCCCACUCGGUGCCGGGCGCCAAGCCGAACUACAGCAUGGCCGGCGUGUACUCAGGCACCGCGAUGCUGGAGGACGCGGUGGCUCCGGACCUGCGUGUCUACGGCGCGAGGAAGCUCAAGGAGAAGGCUCUGGAGGGCGGCGUGCAGCGCGGCGGCUUGUACGCGCCGCAGGCGGAGGGCUACGACGAGGAGGACCCAGGCGCGGCCGGCGCGGCGCCGGGCGCAGGUGGUAACAAAGGCGGCGGGGGCCGAGGGGCAGGAGGCAAGACCAAGAAAGGCAAGCCCGGGCUCCCAGCGCCCCCGCCAGCAUCAUGA
Prorocentrum cordatum is the source of this 1920-nucleotide messenger RNA. The record is from the annotation of a GenBank genome assembly. NCBI's taxonomy places the organism in Eukaryota, Dinophyceae, Prorocentrales, Prorocentraceae.